Messenger RNA from Megalopta genalis, 610 nucleotides. It is a transcript of the gene mRpL52, whose product is annotated as mitochondrial ribosomal protein L52. Gene Ontology annotation, biological process: mitochondrial translation. Lineage: Eukaryota; Metazoa; Arthropoda; Insecta; Hymenoptera; Halictidae. Gene Ontology annotation, cellular component: mitochondrial large ribosomal subunit. Gene Ontology annotation, molecular function: structural constituent of ribosome. The record is from RefSeq and is a predicted model, not a curated record.
GUCUGAUCUGAUAUUUCUUUGGACAUCAUGGAUGGAUAACUACAUUAUAUUAUUUAUCGAUGCAUUUAAUGUUCUGAUGUUGAGACAGUUGUAAAUAAAGAUUUUGGUUAUCUAAAAUUAGACUCUAAACAACCAGUUGUAUAUUUUGUUUAAAUAACAUGACGACAACAAUGAAAAUAAUGUCACUGUUGCACGUUGGUCGCAAUACAAAUUUCGCUUCCAUCACCAAUGGUUUUCACUUAUCUUCGGCACAAUAUUUGGACCAGCGCCGGAGAGAAAAGAAAGGUUUACCUGCUAAUCCAAAUGUGUACGGUCCUCUGAUUACUCUGCCGGAUUUUUCUUAUAGAGAUAAUAGACCUAGUCCUUACGGAUCUAACCAGUUGAAGCGUAUAUUAAAACAUCAAAACUACAUGAAACGGGUUGAAAAGUUGGUUGGUGAAGUUGAUUACGCAGUUGAAAGGCAUAGUAAAUUGUUAAAAGAAAAGGAAGAAAGAAAACAGGAGAUACUGAAUAGGAAAUUAAAACCAAAAGGGCAACUACUUUUAACAGAUAAUUAAUAUACCCAUGUAAUUAUAUGUAUAAGUAAAUAAAUUCGCUAUACAAUGAUUUA